CCCUUUUCAGUGUUCUAAAAGAGAAAAAGAGGAAUCAUGUCCAUGAUUGCAGCUUUCUAUGACAACAAGUCCAUCCUCAUCACUGGGGCCACAGGAUUCCUGGGCAAAGUGCUCAUGGAGAAGCUGUUCCGCACCAGCCCUGGCCUGAAAGUCAUCUACAUCCUUGUGAGACCCAAGGCUGGCCAAACCCUGCAGCAAAGGGUUUUCCAGAUCCUCAACAGUAAGCUAUUUGAGAAAGUCAAAGAAGUUUGUCCAAAAGUGCAUGAGAAGAUUAAACCUAUUUAUGCAGAUCUCAAUCAGAAGGACUUAGCCAUCAGCAAAGAGGACCUGCAGGAACUCCUGUGCUCUGUCAAUAUCAUCUUCCACUGCGCGGCCACUGUACGCUUUGACGACCCACUGAGACAUGCUGUGCAACUUAACGUCACUGCCACCCAGCAGCUCUUACAUAUCGCCAGUCAGAUGCCAAAGCUUGAAGCCUUCAUACACAUCUCUACUGCCUAUUCCAACUGCAACCUAAAGCACAUCGACGAAGUCAUCUAUCCGUGCUCUGUGGAGCCAAAAAAAAUCAUCGAAUCCAUGGAGUGGUUAGAUGAUGCUAUCAUUGAUGAGAUCACUCCCAAACUGAUUGCCGGUCGGCCUAAUACUUACACCUACACCAAGGCCUUGGGAGAGAUGGUAGUGCAGGAAGAGGGCAACAACCUGAACGUGGCCAUCAUCCGGCCCUCCAUCGUGGGAGCCACCUGGCAGGAGCCUUUCCCAGGCUGGGUUGAUAACCUAAAUGGACCUAGUGGAAUCAUUGUUGCGGCUGGAAAAGGAUUUCUUCGUUCCAUAAAAGCUACCCCAAUGGCUGUGGCAGAUUUAAUUCCAGUUGAUACAGUUGUCAAUCUCACCUUAGCGGUAGGAUGGUACACUGCAGUUCACAGACCUAAGCCAACCUUAAUCUACCACUGUACAUCGGGAACUACCAAUCCCUGUAAUUGGGGCAAAAUGGGAUUACAAGUCUUGGCAACUUUUGAAAAAGCCCCAUUUGAGAGAGCAUUCAGGAGGCCAAAUGCUGACUUCACAACCAACUACUUCACAGCCUCCUACUGGAAUGCGGUCAGCCACCGGGCCCCUGCCAUCAUCUAUGACUUCUAUCUGAGACUCACCGGAAGGGAGCCCAGGAUGACAAAGCUCAUGAAUCGGCUUUUAAGAACUAUUUCCAUGCUGGAGUACUUCAUCAACCGGAGUUGGGAAUGGAGCACAUACAAUACAGAAAUGCUGAUGUCAGAGCUGAGUCCUGAGGACCAGAGAGUAUUCAACUUUGAUGUGAGCCAGUUGAACUGGUUAGAAUACAUUGAAAAUUAUGUUUUGGGAGUUAAGAAAUACAUAUUGAAAGAGGAUAUGGCUGGGAUCCCAGAAGCAAAGCAACACUUAAAAAGGCUCCGAAAUAUUCACUACCUCUUUAAUACUGCCCUCUUUCUUAUCAUCUGGUGCCUUCUCAUUGCAAGAUCUCAAAUGGCCCGGAAUAUGUGGUUCUUCAUUGUGAGCUUCUGUUAUAAGUUCCUCUCCUACUUUAGGGCAUCCAGAACGCUAAAUAUCUAAGAACAUUCAACAUUCACCUUUUAUCUGGAACCUCUCGGAUACCUCUCAAAACAGUAAACUGUGGUUCUCAAGAUUAGGAAGUAACAAGGAACAUGUCCAAGCUGACAUAUGUCAAAUAUGCUGUUACGUAUUCAUCACUAUUUCUUAACUGUCUAUUUUUAUUUCCAUGAAAGAAGGAAAGUCACAAACUAUACUAUAGCCAUACAUAUUUUAGGAAAAAAUUACUUCCAGAUUAUUUCCUAACACUCUAGUCUAGGCUCUUGCAUACUCAAUGUGAAAAUGCUCCCACUUUUCUUAUUUAACUUUUCUCUUUGAGAGGAUUAAUUUCAACUCAAUAAGCAAGGAAGAACAUAUGGAGAAGCCAAAAUAAGCUAAGGCAGUACUGACCCUGGAAACAUAUUGGGGUAACUGGGAGAAAGGUCUGAACACAAGACAGGUAGAGGAAUUGUCAUCUCAACACCGUCACAAAUGCUGUAAGUUAAACAAUUCCCCACUGGAGUGGCUCUCCUUCCUUUCUAUGCUGUAACAGAGCCUGGUUAAGGAGUAGAAUCAGAAAAGUGAGUUCACAUUUACCAUUUUUCUUAACUAUAUCCACUUCUUAAAACUAAAAAAAAGAUCAAGAAGUAUAAAUAAUUAUGUAUAGAAUGAGGACUUAAGCAUAUUUGCAUUGGAGAGUCUCACUAUGCUUUCAAGUCAACAUUAAUAAUAACAUCUCAUAAAAUUUUGAUAACUAUUAUUUAAUCACCAGUUUUAUGGAUAAUCUUUUCUUGUGAGUUUCCUGCUUAUUGAUUAAAAUUGCCAAAGCCCUUAUAUUUAAGCUUAUUUCACUCAGGAGGCAUCUAUUUGAGUGGCUAAAGGGGAAGGAAAUUCCUACACCAGAAUCUUAAAAACCCAGUCACCUCAUCUUUGCCAUUGAUGAAAGCAAAAUUUCAAGUAAAAAUUUAAAAUCUAGUUUGUCUUCUUAUAUAAAGUGGGGAAGAUUACUCUUCUGUGAUCACCAGAGGAUUUAUUAGUAUCUUGAUUAUUUCAAUUGUACAAUGUUGACUGUACAAUGUACAGCAGAAAAGUGGAUUUCAUUAAGUUUAGAGGGUUUUUUUUUGCCUAAAAUGUUUUAUAUAAUACAAAUUAGUAAAAUCUUUAUAUGCUCUCACAUUCCCAUAGUAAUAACUGUUAUCCCAACUUUUCUCAUAUUUGAGAGUGCAUGUUGAUUACUUUUCUUCAUGCUAAAGACAAUAUUAUUCAAAUAUGACUUUUGGGAUCUAAAAAGUAAUCAUCACCACACAACUAGUUGAAAAAGUUAAUAAAGAAUAGCAGUCACAUUUAUGCUCACCUUCUGAAAAAAUUAAUUAGUAAUACUCAAAAAGGCAUAUUCUGGUAGUUGAAAUAUAUAAGGCCUUACGGCAGUAUCAUAAAAGGCAUUUUGGGGAAACUCUUCUGGGCAAUGUUUUUACCAAUCUGACAUAAGAUCUAGGGACUACUUUCUAUGGCAGACAACUCAGCUCUGAAACAAAACACCAGUUUGAGAUGUCUAUAUGAUACUUUUGAAUUACAGUAAUACAAACUAGGGAUACAGUAAAAAUAUGAAAUCAAGAUAAAGUUCAAUGGAUUGGAUUUAAACACAAUAAUUCUAAGCAUUUACUAUCUUUUGAUUAUUGUAUGUUGCAUUAAUUCAGUAACUCCACUGAUCAAGUACUCACAUUUUGACUUUUGAUUAAAUAAAACUUUGAAUUAAAAACUUCC
Molecule: messenger RNA, 3324 nt
Organism: Marmota flaviventris (yellow-bellied marmot)
Lineage: Eukaryota; Metazoa; Chordata; Mammalia; Rodentia; Sciuridae
Gene: Far2
Product: fatty acyl-CoA reductase 2
Biological process (GO): long-chain fatty-acyl-CoA metabolic process
Cellular component (GO): peroxisome
Molecular function (GO): alcohol-forming very long-chain fatty acyl-CoA reductase (NADP+) activity
Source: RefSeq, a predicted model, not a curated record